CAGUUACCAUAGUUCUGGGAACUCAGUGUUUCCAUGAUUCCCGGAAUCAUUGAUUCCGGUUCUGUUACAAGUGUUCAGUUUGUUUUCAAGUUAGAGUCAGUCGGGGUCUGGAUUGUUAGGAUGAGUAAUUCAAGCAUUGGGGAAAUGUUUGGUACUGUUGCCAUGGUUACUGCUCAAGGCGGUAUGAGUAGACAAACUUGGAGAUGGCUUGGUAUCGCUCUACUAUUUCUCAUCGGUAGUUCAGUUCUGAUAAACGCUAGUUUGGUGUCUCUGUUCUGUAUCAAGGGCCGAUAUAAGAAGUCCUACCAUCAAGCCUACAUCAACUUAGCCUGCAGUGAUCUGGCCUUCUCAUUGUGGGGAGUUGCUUUUACCGCUCCUAACUACUUCUUCGGUAGAGAUGAAGGAGUAAUGUGCACCGCCAUCCCACUGAUAGGGAGCUAUCUGUUCACAGUUAACUUGUCCUCUGUUCUUCCUAUCGCUGUGGAUAGACUGGUAGCGGUUUACUCGCCUAUGAGGUAA
Bolinopsis microptera is the source of this 519-nucleotide messenger RNA. RefSeq lists its product as uncharacterized. Lineage: Eukaryota; Metazoa; Ctenophora; Tentaculata; Lobata; Bolinopsidae. The record is from RefSeq and is a predicted model, not a curated record. The transcript has 4 exons. Gene Ontology annotation, cellular component: membrane. Bases 34 to 519 code for a protein of 161 amino acids.